Messenger RNA from Sorex araneus (European shrew), 2525 nucleotides. Its product is annotated as platelet glycoprotein 4-like. The record is from RefSeq and is a predicted model, not a curated record. The transcript is spliced from 16 exons. Lineage: Eukaryota; Metazoa; Chordata; Mammalia; Eulipotyphla; Soricidae. Bases 703 to 2121 code for a protein of 472 amino acids. Gene Ontology annotation, cellular component: cytoplasm; cell surface; caveola. Gene Ontology annotation, molecular function: low-density lipoprotein particle binding; scavenger receptor activity; low-density lipoprotein particle receptor activity. Gene Ontology annotation, biological process: low-density lipoprotein particle clearance; long-chain fatty acid import into cell; receptor-mediated endocytosis.
AGAAAACGGUGUUUCUUCCAGAAUAGAAUAUACAAUUAUAAUACAGAAGGGGAAUAUAGAAGGAGAAGAAAAUGAGGGAUGCUGGUGAAGGCAAAUAAAAAUUUUAGUAUGAAAAAUAUUAUCAUAUGGUAGUUCUUAAAAAAGAUUUUCAUCUUCACAGAAAUAUGUUCCAUUUCUAACAAAAGUAACCAAGAAAUUAGAGUACUAAUAACAAUAUUGUUUCAUUUAAAUGUUUUUUUUUUCUGUUUUGUUUUGUUUUUUAGGAAAUCAGAGUUUAUCAGCAGAGGCAGAGAAUGUGUCCUUUCAACUGUAGGCAUCACAUCAUCACAUCUUAAAGACAUCGCAUUUCUUUGAGUUCUAGACAUUUAAAAUUUUUGAUGAAUUAAAGAUUAAGAAUUCUUUGAACAUAUAAGAUAUAGCUUAACAUAGCUAAUGUAUUUGGAAUUGAAAAAAAUGAAGAGAUUGUAGAGAAAGUUUUGUGGAUUGUGAGAAACAUUUGCAGCAAAGGAAGAGAAGAAAAGAUAGCUUGCAAAUGAUUAGAAGAAUUGAUUCUUUCUGAGACUCAUCAAGUCACUUCCUGUGCAGUUCCUAUCUUGCUGAUUAUUUGAGAAUAAGGAAAAAACUCUUGGAAACCAAUGAAAUCAAACCUAAAGGUUUAAAAAAAACUAGUACUUCGCCUGAGUAUUAUUCUGAACUGGAAAAAUGGGCUGUAAUCGAAACUGUUGCCUCAUCACUGGUGCUGUUAUCGGUGCAGUCUUAGCUGUGUUCGGAGGCAUUCUAAUGCCAGUGGGAGAUAUGCUUAUUAAGGAGGCAAUUAACCAGGAAGUUGUCCUUGAAGAAGGUUCAGCUGCUUAUCAAAAUUGGGUUAAAGCUGGCAUACCAGUUUACAGGCAGUUUUGGUUCUUUGAUGUGCAAAAUCCUGAAGAUGUGGAAGUUAAUAGUAGCAACCUUAAGGUUAAACAAAGAGGUCCUUACACUUACAGAGUUCGCUAUUUAGCCAAGGAAAAUAUAACCCAUGACACUGAGAACAACACGGUCUCCUUUGUAGUGCCUAACGGUGCAAUCUUUGAACCAUCGCUAUCAGCUGGAUCAGAGGAUGAUGUUUUAACCGUUCUCAAUCUGGCAGUUGUGGCUGCACCUCAACUUUAUCCAAGUGCAUUUGUUCAAUCGGUACUCAAUUCACUUAUCAAAAAGUCAAAAUCUUCUAUGUUCCAAAGGAGAACUGUGAAAGAGUUCUUGUGGGGUUAUAAGGACCCAUUCCUCAGUUUGGUUCCAUACCCCAUUGAUAGCACAAUUGGUUUGCUUUAUCCUUACAACAAUACAGCAGAUGGAGUUUACAGAGUUUUCACUGGAAAAGGCAAUGUUAGUAAAGUUGCCAUAAUUGACACAUACAAAGGCCAAAAGACUAUUCCCUAUUGGGACAGUUAUUGUGGCAUGAUUAAUGGGACAGAAGGAGCCUCAUUUGCACCCUUUAUUGACAAGAAACGGGUAUUGCAAAUUUUUGCCCCUGACAUUUGCAGGUCAAUCAGUAUUGUGUUUGGAAGAGAAAUUAAUCUGAAAGGAAUCACUGUGUUCAGAUUUGUUCUUCCUCCCAAGUCCUUUGCAUCUCCAAUUCAAAAUCCAGAUAACGGUUGUUUCUGCAGAGAAAAAGUUAUCUCACACAAUUGUACAUAUUACGGUGUUCUAGACAUUAGCAAUUGCAAUGAAGGAAAACCUGUGUAUAUUUCACUUCCUCAUUUUCUAUAUGCAACUCCUGAAAUUUAUUCAAAUAUUGAAGGCUUACAUCAAAAUGAAGAAGAGCAUAGUACAUACUUAGAUGUUGAACCUAUCACUGGAUUCACUUUACAGUUUGCAAAACGACUGCAGAUCAACAUCCUAGCCAAGCCAGCAAAAAAAAUUGAUGCAUUAAAGAAGCUGAAGAAUAAUUACCUUGUGCCUCUUUUUUGGAUUAAUGAGACUGCUUCCAUUGAUGAAGAAAAUGCAGCAAUGUUCAGAAGUAAAGUGACUGAGAAAUUAAGCCUCCUUGCUCUCCUAGAAUUGAUAUUACUCAUUGUUGGUGGGAUAAUGUUUGUUGCUUUUAUGAUCUCAUACUGUGCAUGCAGAUCAAAGAAAGAAAAAUAAGCAAAGUGAUGGACAUGGAACAUCUGUGCUGAGUUUAGGACUCUUUCCUUUUCUGCAAAGAAUAAUUUCUCACUCCAGCCAGAGUCCAUAACUCUAUGCAGAACAAAUGGACUUGAGGCAGCUUGUUGGCUACCUUGUGGGGCUGGCCAUGGGGCAAGAGUGUCCAUGCUGUGUAGCCCUCCUACCCGACUUUACCAGCCCUGACCCAAACCAGGCAUUUGCCCAGGUGGACAAGGUUGGGCCAAGCAGAGAGGUGGAACCACUCUUCUUCCCUCGCUCCCCAUUUUUUCAAGCCACCUGCAACAAAUGGAUAAGGGGUCACGUGGUGUUCGGAAGUCUGUGCAAAAUGGUGAAGGCCUCAUGCAAGGAAAGCAUCUUACCUACUGCAAUGCUCUCUAUCCCCC